Entrophospora candida is the source of this 274-nucleotide messenger RNA. The record is from the annotation of a GenBank genome assembly. NCBI's taxonomy places the organism in Eukaryota, Fungi, Glomeromycota, Glomeromycetes, Entrophosporales, Entrophosporaceae.
AUGUUAUUCUUACCAAUACCAACACCCAAUACCAUAAAAUCACUUGUUAUAUCUUAUGUUUAUACGGUUGGCUUGCUUGUAACUGUAGAAGUAUAUCAAAGAAAAUUCAAUGUACCAUUAUACAUUUCACGUAAAAUAAUUCAUAUUGGCGCUGGAACUUAUUUGUUUUUUCUUUUGCAUUUGUUUGAACAAUGGGAGUAUGUGGUACUCUUGCCCGCUAGUUUUGUACCGCUUAACUAUAUAUCCUAUAGGAUAAGACUAUUCAAAUCUAUGG